Molecule: messenger RNA, 2158 nt
Organism: Pteropus alecto (black flying fox)
Lineage: Eukaryota; Metazoa; Chordata; Mammalia; Chiroptera; Pteropodidae
Gene: CUNH9orf152
Product: chromosome unknown C9orf152 homolog
Exons: 2
Coding region: 62-781 (239 amino acids)
Source: RefSeq, a predicted model, not a curated record
CACACUCCGCUGCUCCCCGCUGCCGCCCCACCCAUCGUGUUUGCUUUUCUCCCGGAUCCGGAUGAAGGGAUCCUGCCCAUGCCUGUGCCCUGCACACUUCUCGCAGCUGGGGUCUCUCUUCAUGGCCGAGGGCUCCAAGAUUCAGGCCCUGGGGAAAGGGCCCCCACUCAGCAUCCAGCUCUUGCGAGCCCAGUACGAAGGCUUGAGGCAGCAGCAGAGGGCCCAGGCUCACCUCGUGGUGCUCCCAAAAGGAGAGAACAUGCCUACUCCCGCUGAAUCCAUAGUCAGUGCUGUUUGGAUUAACAAGGAGAGAAGGCAUUCACUGUCCCUGGACACGGUGGAUCCUGAGGCAGCGGGGAUGCUGGAGGAGGCUGACGGAGGCUGUCUUCAGGCUCCUGCAUCUCCGUGGCACACACACCUACAGAUGCACUGCUUGGUCCAAACCUUCCACCAGGAAACCAGUCAUCCAGUAAGACACAAGGGCAAGCUCAGGAGCUGUGAGCAAAGGCUCUCUGAGGAAGGAGACCCGGGGUCGUCGGAAAACAAGCAGAUGACUCAGCAAGGGACCCCUCCGAUCCCAGGGGCAGCCCAGCAUGAAUGCCACGUGGGCAAUUCCCAAGCAAUGGCAGUGGGAUCCGGCUUACGCAGUGGCAUGCAGUGCCCUUCUUCCAUAAAGAACCCACACAGGUCUAGAAAACCAGACCACUAUCCAUUUCCCCAGAGGAAAACUCCCAGGAUCUCCCAAGCUGCCCGGAACCUGGGCUUAUAUGGCCCAGCCUGAAACUUUCUACUCAGCCAAAUGUCCCACCCUUGAGGCCGUCUGUGGUCUCAUCAAAGAACCCAGGAGGCAGGGCCACAACUAGGGCCUCUAGCUAGGAGCAGACCUGGACUAACUCAGUGAUAGGGAUUGUGGGAAAUGAUCUUCACAAUGGGCAUGGGGUCUCGUCCUUCAAAAUGGAAGAGAUUGCCCAGGCCAGACUACUCACAGUUCAGGGUGAAAGAGUGCUGUCUGACCAGUGCAGCCCCAUGCUGCUCAUAUGAGACAUUGCUGUGGAGCCUUGGAUGCCCGUUCCUUGGGGAGGUCCAGUAGGACAUCUUCUCCCUCCCCAGAACCAGGGAAUUUUGAAACAUAAGACAGAGGAAUGCCUUAGCAGUGCCCUGGAGUCAAAAUAUGUGGGCAAUCUUGUUUUCAAUAUCUUCUGGUGAUUUCCCACACGUUCUGGAGAAGAUGUGCUCUGAGAAAUGCUCUUUUCUGGCUGCCCUUCCUGGAGGCCAGCUCACGUAGAAGUCACUACAUUCACUAGCAGUGACUACACCAUUUCAGCUUGAGCCUCCUAAGGUCUGGUCAACCUGGGUCAAGAGGGUCAGAAUAAUUCUACCUACCAUUUUGUGUGUUUAAGGGGUCUUUAGGAAGGGUUGGUCAUCUCUUACCUCUCAGAGACUGCAUGUUCCAGUCUCAUCACAGAUUUAUUUCCUCCUGUCCUUCCUCCUUCCCUUCCUCCCUCCCUCUCUCCUUCCUUCCUCCCUCCCUUCCUUCCUUCUUCCCCAUCUUCUUCCCUGCCUAUCUAUUUGUCUGUCUUCUCUCUCUGUUGCUCUCUGUUUCUCUCUCUCUUUCCAAAUUAAGUUGUAACUAAACACUGCCAGUCAUUGAAGAUAUAUGUGGUAAUAGGAGCCAGAGCUGAAGGAGCCAAAGAAAUGCUCCUGCUUAGAAAAUAUGUGUUCCCCACAAACUUCUCUCUUUUCAGAAAAGCCGAAUUUGGAUCAUUCAGAUCCUUCCCGGGAUAUUUUAAACCUAAGACAAAGGGAAGCAGGUGUUUGUUACUUGGGUGUUGGGGAAUAAAGUAUGUCUUUCCUGGUUAAUAUUUAACUUUGGCAAUGAUAUUUAAACACAUCUAAGGUGCCUUUUCCUCACAUCAAUUUUUCUCUCUGUAAAGUUUCAACCAUAUCUCUUUCCCCCCACCGUGAUCCAGCCUUGCUCAUCUGUAUCUAGAGUUGUUAACCAAGCUUGUCAUUACCUGUCAAAAAUAAGCAUGCAUCUGCUCCUUUGCCUACCCAGAAAUUCACUCCAGUUUGGGGAGUUCCUUGUGAUUCCUUUUGUGAAUAAUUAAUAAGAGGUGGUUGUUAAUCUUUUUAUAGCCUAAUGAAAAACAAGAAAAUU